GGCGUUGAUCUCUUUUGCCAGAGAAAAGCAGGAGCUUCUCCUUCUUCUUCAUCGGGAAGAGCUCACCGUGAUUUAUUCAUCGUUGUGAAUUCUCUCCGAUCAUGUCGUCGAAGAAAGCGAAGACGAAAAAUGAGGCAAGUAGCAGUCGUGGUGGCAUCGGCGGAGAGAGUAUAGUCGCCGACUGUGGACGUAACAGAUCCACUUGCGGUUACUGUAAAUCAUCUACCCGCUCCAGUAUCUCUCACGGGUUAUUGACAGAGAGUCUCACCGUUAAUGACUACCAAGCUCUUCUUGACCGUGGAUGGAGACGAUCUGGCUGCUUCCUUUACAAACCUGAGAUGGAGAAAACUUGUUGCCCUUCUUAUACAAUCCGCUUGAAAGCUAGUGAUUUUGUUCCUUCUAAGGAGCAGCAGCGAGUGCGUAGAAGACUGGAAAGGUUCUUGGAUGGCGAACUAGAUGCGAAAUCGAGCGAGCAGACAGAAGAGAGAGACAUUUCUUUCUCCCGCGAAGUUUCAGUGUCAGUAAGAGAAUCACUUGGAGUUGCUAAUAGAGAACAAAACAAUCAAGUGGAACCAAUCAUGAAAGAUUUGUCUGAAAAAAUUGAUGAUGCGGUACAAAGAUGCAUACAAAGUGGGGAGUUUCCUUCUAAUAUUCAGAUUCCCAAAGCUUCAGUGAAGAGAGUUAUCUCUGCAAAAAGGAAGAAACUUGCUGAAGGGUCAGAAGAACUCUUAUACACCAGCAAUAUUGCUUUUCCAAUAGUAGCUGCUAUUAGGCACACAGAGACAUCUGUGAAAGGCGAGAAAAACAAAAACGUAGAAGAAAACAGAUUAUCACCAGAGGUUGUUUCUGAGAAGCUGUUAAGUGCAAUGAAUAAGGUGGGAGAAUUUACUGCCUUUUCUGUUAAGGUCUGCAAAGGCCAUAUCAACUUCCUUUCAGCUACCCGAGUUACUUCCUUAGAUAGAAAUGAAGGUGAAGAAAGCCUUGGUACUACAUCAACAAAGUCUUCUUUAAACAACCUUCAUGCAAGAAAGAGGAAGCUGGAGAUGCUCUUGAAAAGGUCGAGUUUUGAUCCAGAGGAAUAUGAAUUAUACAAACGGUAUCAACUGAAAGUGCACAAUGAUAAGCCGGAGAGCAUCUCAGAGACUUCAUACAAAAGGUUUUUGGUUGACACUCCAUUGAUUGAAGUUCCGCCUUCAGGUUAUGAUGAUGAAGAAAAGAUUCCUCCUUGUGGUUUCGGUUCUUUCCAUCAACAAUAUCGAGUUGAUGACCGUCUAAUUGCUGUUGGGGUGAUCGAUGUUCUUCCUAAAUGUUUGUCAAGUAAAUAUCUAUUCUGGGAUCCAGAUUUUGCAUCCUUGUCUCUUGGAAACUACUCAGCCUUGCAAGAAAUCGAUUGGGUAAAACAAAACCAAGCUCAUUGCUCUACCCUUGAGUAUUACUAUCUUGGCUAUUACAUACAUUCCUGCAACAAAAUGAGAUAUAAAGCAGCCUAUCGUCCAUCCGAGCUUCUAUGUCCUCUCCGUUACCAAUGGGUUCCAUUCGAAGUAGCCAAGCCUCUGCUUGAUAAGAAGCCAUAUUCCGUCUUGUCCAAUUACACUAAUGUUUCUCUAUCAUCAUCAUCACCUCAAGCUUCUGAAACCCUAGUGGAAUCCACGAGUGAACAUGAAGACAUGGAAAAAGGGAAUACAAAUAAUGAUGGUGAUGAGGAUGAUGAAAUGUAUAACUCUGAUGAAGACUCAGGCUCUAGCAGAAACCGGAGUGACAUUACCAAUAUCCUUAUCAGUCUUGAUGGACCUCGACUUCGAUACAAGGAUAUACCACGGAUCAAGAAUCCUGUGGUUGAGAAACAACUGGAAUCGAUGUUGGUUAAUUACCGGAAAGUCGUGGGGGCAGAGCUCUCGGAGAGAAUGGUGUAUGAACUACGGUAACAUUAGGCUUAACUCAAGCCACUUGAAAGCAUCUUGUAACAUUAUUAACAAUAAUAUCAGUGAUAUCAUGUUUUGUCAUGUUUCUCUCUGUUUUGAUCGCAUGAUACCAAAGAUAUGUAAUUUUUAGUUCUAAUUGUACAAUUUCUCAUUUUUCCGAAAAUAUUAUUCUAUCGCACAGAUAGUUCAUA
Messenger RNA from Capsella rubella, 2113 nucleotides. RefSeq names its product arginyl-tRNA--protein transferase 2. Gene Ontology annotation, molecular function: arginyl-tRNA--protein transferase activity. Lineage: Eukaryota; Viridiplantae; Streptophyta; Magnoliopsida; Brassicales; Brassicaceae. Bases 102 to 1925 code for a protein of 607 amino acids. Gene Ontology annotation, biological process: protein arginylation. The record is from RefSeq and is a predicted model, not a curated record. Gene Ontology annotation, cellular component: cytoplasm. The transcript is spliced from 6 exons.